This is a messenger RNA of Syngnathoides biaculeatus (alligator pipefish), 1678 nucleotides long. Its product is annotated as nuclear distribution protein nudE homolog 1-like. The record is from RefSeq and is a predicted model, not a curated record. The transcript is spliced from 9 exons. Gene Ontology annotation, cellular component: kinesin complex; centrosome; kinetochore. Gene Ontology annotation, biological process: centrosome localization; vesicle transport along microtubule; microtubule nucleation. Gene Ontology annotation, molecular function: microtubule binding. Lineage: Eukaryota; Metazoa; Chordata; Actinopteri; Syngnathiformes; Syngnathidae. The coding region runs from base 182 to 1222 and encodes 346 amino acids.
GGAAAACCGAAGGGUUAUUUGAGCUGGUGGCCAGAGCUAAACUAAGUUUGUUCGAGCAACGCACAUUACGAACAACGUGUUUAAGAUAACUUUUUGCCAGGAAUAUAUACACAUUAAUCCAAUCUGUUUUACUAUUUCUUUUGCAUGCAGUUAGGUCGUAUAAACCCGAGCACCCUGAGACAUGGGCGAGGCGACAACACAACGCAACUUUGCGACUCUACAAGAGGAGUUGGGCUUUUGGAGGGAGGAGGCAAACGUACACCAGCAGAGGGCAGAUGAAGCUCAGGAGGAGCUGCAAGAAUUUCAGCAGAUGAGUCGAGACUAUGAAGCAGAAUUGGAAGCCGAGCUGAAGCAGUGUGAAGUUCGGAACAAGGAAUUGUUGCAGGAUAACAGCAGGCUCCGUAUGGAACUGGAAAACCUUAAGGAGAAAUUUGAGAGCCAGCACACUGAUACUUUUAAGCACAUCUCCACCCUGGAGGAAACUCUGGCAGAGACGACAGCGGUCAAAGAUCACCUGCAGAAAUAUAUCAGAGAGCUAGAACAAUCCAAUGAUGACCUUGAGAGGACCAAAAGGGCUACCAUCAUGUCUCUCGAGGACUUCGAGCAGAGGAUGAACCAUGUCAUUGAGAGGAAUGCUUUUCUUGAGAGUGAGUUGGAUGAGAAGGAGAACCUGCUUGAGUCUGUUCAGAGGCUCAAAGAUGAAGCCAGAGAUCUUCGCCAGGAGCUAGCGGUGCGUCAGAAGGAAAGGCGACCAUCCAGCAGCAUGGGCAAAGACCUGGAUCGAUCGGACCUGCCGUGCCCCUCCGCUAAUAACCCCCCGACCCCUGUCACCCCUUCCAAACCUUCCAGCUCGUUCGCCACCCCUCUUGUAUCCAGCAUCCGGCGAGGUGAUGGACUAACAGGGACUCCUCUUACAACAUCUGCAAGAAUAUCUGCACUGAACAUUGUUGGGGAGCUGCUGAGAAAAGUUGGGAAUCUGGAGUCCAAGCUGGCCUCAUGUCGUGACUUUGUAUACGACUCAUCGAAUACACGGCUGGUGCUGCCAGCUGCCCCCGCUAGUCCUUGUGGGCUAGACGGUGGGGCUGAAAUCCAUGCUAGCAGCAUGAGUCCUCCUCCACAGUAUGACAGCUUAGUGAAGCGGCUAGAAUUUGGACCAGCACCUCCACGAGGUGUCUCUCAGGGUGCUCAGUCUCCAAAGGGAGGAGUCAAGAUGUUGCUGUGAGAAUCCUGCACCUCCUAACUUCACCUCGCGCCAACUCCUCUCCCACCACCCAACAACAUCAGAACUUUGAACAUCGAGCUUAUUGAACCUGAAACCCGCUUUCUUUGCUUGCCGCUCCACAUGAUAUGUGGAAUUCUGCUGCCUCAGAGUCACCUGUAUCACACCAUAUCAUGGGAUGAGGCACAACACGAAUGCGUAACGUCCACUUUCCCUCUUGUCCAUGUGGUGAGGAGCUUCAAAACAACACUGUAUUGACUUACUGCCUGGCUGUGAUGGUGGAUCACUCCCAGGUAGCAAAUAUUCCAGACAUGUAAAUGGCCCUAAUUUCAGGACUGUUCAAUGAACUAAAUUAACAACACUAGGUUGUUGUUUUGAGUACAAACCAAAGCUGUGAUGAGGGAAAUACAUUCAUAUUUUUUUUCAAUAAUACCUCAUUUAAUAAAUAUUUGAUGCUUU